GGCCCUGGCCCUUCCUCGCCACACUGCCCCAGUGCCCUGCGCCCUCCACGGGCCAGGCCUCUGCCCACGUUGUCGGCCUCCCCUGCAUGGGGCCCUGCAGCAACCCAGGCCUGGGGCUCCCCGGGGCGGAGUCGCCCUCCCAGCCCCCCAAGAGAAGGAAGAAGAGAUACCUGCGGCAUGACAAGCCCCCCUACACCUACUUGGCCAUGAUUGCCCUGGUGAUCCAGGCCGCACCCUCCCGCAGGCUGAAGCUGGCCCAGAUCAUCCGUCAGGUCCAGGCCGUGUUCCCCUUCUUCAGGGACGACUACGAGGGCUGGAAGGACUCCAUCCGCCACAACCUCUCCUCCAACCGAUGCUUCCGCAAGGUGCCCAAGGAUCCUGCGAAGCCCCAGGCCAAGGGCAACUUCUGGGCGGUCGACGUGAGCCUGAUUCCCGCCGAGGCGCUGCGGCUGCAGAACACGGCCCUGUGCCGGCGCUGGCAGAGCAGGGGCGCGCGGGGGACCUUCGCCAAGGACCUGGGCCCGUACGUGCUGCACGGCCGGCCCUACCGGCCGCCCAGUCCCCAGCCUCCGCCCAGCGAAGGCUUCAGCAUAAAGUCUCUCCUAGGGGAUCCCGGGCAAGGGGCGCCACGGAGCAGCCCAGGUCUGGCGGGCAGUGGAGAGGUGGUGCCCACUCAGCCCCUGCUCUCUGAGAGGCCUCUGUGGCCCCCCUACCCCCUGCCUGGGCCCAUGAGAGCAGAGAGGGAGACUUCCCAGGGGGGAACCAGCAGGCCCUCACCCCUCUCCCCUGAGCGCAGAGCCUGGCCCCUCCACUUACUGCAAGGUACCUCAGACCCUGGGGGACUGUCCAGUGGGGGUCACAGGGCCUCACUUUGGGGGCAGCUUCCCACCUCCUACUUGCCCAUCUACACUCCCAACGUGGUAAUGCCCUUGGCUCCACUACCACCCACCUCCUGCCCCCGGUGCCCACCCUCAACCAGCCCAGCCUACUGGGGGGUGGCCCCUAAAACCCACGGCCCCCCAGGGCUGCUCUGGGAUCUAGAUGCUCUCUUCCAGGGGGUGCCACCCAACAAGAGCAUCUACGAUGUGUGGGUUAGCAACCCCCGGGACCUGGCUACCCCCACCCCAGGCUGGCUACUCUCCUGGUACAGCCUGUGAGGCUCCCAGGGCAGGGGCUGCUCUCCUCUCCCACCCCCUCCUGCCUCCCUUGGCUUGUUGAGGGGAAACUGAGGCCAAGAGGACCAAGAGGUGUCUGGCCACAGCAGCCUUGAAACACCAGACACCAGCCAGGCUGAGAGUCCACAAUGUUUACUGGACUGCCUCACGAAGGGUUGUGGCCCAGAUGGGCACCACCCUGGCCCUGACAGCCAGUCAUGCCUCUCCUACCCCUAGAGGCACGGCUGGAAGGAGCAGGGCUCUGCUUGGAGUAGCCCUUCCUUUCUCCUUCCAGGUCCCACCUUCUCUGACCCUCUGUCCAUCCGUCCAUCCAUCACCAUCUGUCACCUCCCCUCCCUGGCUCUGGGCUGGGGGAGAACCUAAUAGCGGCUCCAGCCUGAAGUGUUGUCCUCCCUCAACUGCCUGGCAAGGAGAUAGCGAAAGGGGAUGGGGGAUAGGGUCCCUACAGUGGUUUUGGUGGUGGUAGUGGGAAGAGCACAGUAAAGGAACACACAACA
Diceros bicornis minor is the source of this 1672-nucleotide messenger RNA. RefSeq names its product forkhead box H1 (gene FOXH1). The coding region runs from base 87 to 1157 and encodes 356 amino acids. Gene Ontology annotation, biological process: regulation of DNA-templated transcription. Lineage: Eukaryota; Metazoa; Chordata; Mammalia; Perissodactyla; Rhinocerotidae. The record is from RefSeq and is a predicted model, not a curated record. The transcript has 3 exons. Gene Ontology annotation, molecular function: DNA-binding transcription factor activity; sequence-specific DNA binding.